This is a messenger RNA of Colletotrichum karsti, 1440 nucleotides long. RefSeq names its product major facilitator superfamily transporter. The coding region runs from base 1 to 1440 and encodes 479 amino acids. Gene Ontology annotation, biological process: transmembrane transport. Lineage: Eukaryota; Fungi; Ascomycota; Sordariomycetes; Glomerellales; Glomerellaceae. The transcript has 2 exons. Gene Ontology annotation, molecular function: transmembrane transporter activity. The record is from RefSeq and is a predicted model, not a curated record. Gene Ontology annotation, cellular component: fungal-type vacuole membrane.
AUGUCUUCCUCAGAGACAGAACUGAGACACCUCACCGGGGUCCCCAUUGCCCCUCCUCCUCCUCCGGCGACUACCCCGCCUCUUCGGGACCCAUACGCUGCAGAGUCUCCCGACUCCGGCUCCGGCGCCGACGACAACGUUCGGGAUGACCAUAAUCCCAGCCAAGAAUUCUCCUCACUCCCGCCCGUCGACGGCGGGAAGCAGGCCUGGCUCUUCCUCGCCGCCUGCUUCGCCCUCGAGGUCCUCGUCUGGGGCUUCCCCUUCGCCUUUGGAGUUUUCCAGAAUUUCUACUCCACGAACCCGCCUUUCGCAGGGGAGCGCAACAUCGCCGUCAUCGGCACCUGCGCAAUGGGAAUCAUGUACCUCUCGGGCUUCCUCGUAAUUGGCCUACUCCGCCUCUACCCCCGCGAGAGCCGCUUCGCCCCCAUCGUCGGCCUAUUCAUCAUGUGCCUCGCCCUCGCCCUCUCCUCCUUCUCUCAGACCGUCACCCACCUCAUCGUCACCCAGGGCAUCUUCUACGCCGUCGGCGGCUCCAUCGCCUACCUCCCCUGCAUCCUCUACAUGGACCAGUGGUUCGUCCGCCGCAAGGGCUUCGCCUACGGCGUCAUGUGGUCCGGCACCGGCCUCGGCGGCGUCGUCAUCCCCCUCCUGCUCGAGUACCUCCUCGGCACAAUGGGCUUCCGCACCACCCUGCGCAUCUGGUCCGGCCUCCUCUUCGCCCUGACGGCGCCGCUCGCCUUCUUCAUCAAGCCGCGGAUCCCCCCGGCCGCGCACGGCGCCCCGGUGCCGCCCACCCACGCGCGCCCCUUUAACAAUCUGCGCUUCAUGCUGUCCCGGCCCUUCCUGCUCCACCAGCUCUCGAACAUCAUGGAGGCGCUGGGCUUCUUCCUGCCGGGCAUCUACCUGCCCAUGUACGCGCAGAGCACGCUUGGCGCGUCGGCGUACACGUCGGCGCUGACGAUCCUGCUCGUCAACGUGGCCUCCGUGUUCGGGUGCGUGGGGAUGGGGUCGUUGGUCGACCGCUUCUCGGCGCCCUCGUGCAUCAUGCUCGCGAGCGCCGGCGCCGCACUCGGCACGUUUCUGAUCUGGGGGUUCUCGUCGAGCUUGGGUGUGUUGUAUCUCUUCUGCGUCGUGUACGGUCUGUUUGCCGGAGCGUAUACCUCGGCUUGGCCGGGAAUUAUGAAGCAGGUGACGGAUCAUGAGCGUGAGAAGGAGCGCGGUGUGGACCCGUCGAUGGUGUUUGGUAUGCUGGCUGCCGGGAGGGGAAUCGGUAACGUCAUUUCGGGGCCUCUGAGCGAGACGCUGAUUAAGGGUUUGCCGUGGAAGGGUCAGGCCGCGCAUGGUUACGGCAGCGGGUAUGGCACGUUGAUUGUCUUCACCGGCGUCACUGCCCUUAUGGGUGGAGCGAGUUUUCUGUGGAAGCGGAUUGGAUGGUUGUAA